AUGGCCAGGACCAAGCAAACUGCGAGAAAAUCCACCGGAGGAAAGGCCCCCAGAAAACAAUUGGCAUCCAAGGCAGCGAGAAAAUCUGCGCCAGUUUCGACCGGAAUUAAAAAACCCCACAGAUAUCGUCCAGGAACGGUCGCCUUAAGAGAAAUUCGAAAGUUUCAAAAGUCUACUGACCUUUUAAUUAGAAAAUUGCCAUUCCAGAGAUUGGUCAGGGAAAUUGCACAGGAAUAUAAAACCGACUUGCGUUUUCAAUCCCAAGCUGUACUGGCAUUGCAGGAAGCCGCUGAAGCCUACUUGGUUGGACUCUUCGAAGACACCAACUUGUGUGCAAUUCACGCCAAGAGAGUCACCAUCAUGCCAAAGGACAUACAGCUGGCAAGACGUAUUCGUGGAGAACGAUCAUAA
This is a messenger RNA of Plasmodium fragile, 411 nucleotides long. RefSeq names its product histone a. The transcript has a single exon. Bases 1 to 411 code for a protein of 136 amino acids. Gene Ontology annotation, cellular component: nucleosome. Gene Ontology annotation, molecular function: structural constituent of chromatin; DNA binding; protein heterodimerization activity. The record is from RefSeq and is a predicted model, not a curated record. Lineage: Eukaryota; Apicomplexa; Aconoidasida; Haemosporida; Plasmodiidae.